GCCUACGCCACCACUCUAGACUGGAGACCGUGGUUCAGCUUACGAGGAUGUCGGUGGUGAGUCGAUUCGUCAAACACCUGGUGAGCUCCAGCCCCCGGCUUCUCCUCCGACCACCUCCAUCUCCAUCGCCGCCACCGUACUGCCCCUCGGCUCUCUCCGUGACCCAAACCACGGGCAUUCCCGAUCUCGUCGCCGCCACCUUCUCAUUCUCCACCGCUUUUUCCAGUCCUUCGCUUUCCUCGUCGGACGGUCCCGCGGUGGAGCCCUCCUCGCCUUCUUAUCUCUCCGUCCGUAUUCGGUGCCCGAAGGACGUCGCAGAUGUGCUUUCAGAAGCUCUUUUAUGCUUUGGUGCGAGUUCGGCAAGUAUGGAUGAGGAAGAUGGAUCUGAAAGUCCUGACGAGAUUUCCAUCAAUUCCAUAUUUCUUCCUAGUGAAGAUGUGGAUGCAUCCGUUUCAAACGCUGCUGAUUCGAUAGGCUUAAAGGACGUACCUGUCUAUGAUAUUGAAGUGUGUGAGCAAGAAGAUUGGGUGACGAAAACUCAGGAAUCGUUUCAUCCUGUCGAAGUGACUGAAGGACUUUGGAUUGUCCCCGAGUGGAAAACUCCUCCGAUUAUUGAAGCUACAAAUAUAAUUCUAAAUCCUGGAUUGGCAUUUGGAACUGGGGAACACCCGACUACAAGAUUAUGUCUAUUGCUGCUUCAUGACCUGAUAAAGGGAGGAGAACACUUGUUGGAUUAUGGAACUGGUUCUGGCAUUCUUGCAAUAGCAGCGCUUAAGUUAGGUGCUGCAGCUGCAGUGGGAUUCGAUGUAGAUCCUCAAGCGAUAUCAUCUGCUCGUCACAAUGCUGCUCUAAACAACAUUGGAUCGGACAAGAUGCAGCUAGAGCUGGUCCCUAGCAAAUUGUGCCCUCAAACAACCAACGAAGGGAUAGACAAAGAUCCAGGACAGACCUUGGAUAAACAGGGACUCAUUUCGGCAACAGAGAAAUAUGAUGUAGUGGUUGCAAAUAUUCUCUUGAAUCCUCUGCUGGAGUGGGCAGAUCAUAUAGUAUCUUACGCCAAGCCAGGAGCAACCGUUGCUGUCUCCGGUAUCCUGUCUGACCAGCUCCCAUUAAUCAGAAGCCGAUAUUCUCGUUUCUUGGAAGACAUAUUGGUCUCGGAGCUGGAUGAUUGGGCAUGCUUGAGUGGCAGGAAAAGAUGAACUU
Messenger RNA from Rhodamnia argentea, 1203 nucleotides. Its product is annotated as ribosomal protein L11 methyltransferase. The record is from RefSeq and is a predicted model, not a curated record. The transcript has 7 exons. Gene Ontology annotation, molecular function: protein-lysine N-methyltransferase activity. Gene Ontology annotation, cellular component: mitochondrion. The coding region runs from base 48 to 1199 and encodes 383 amino acids. Gene Ontology annotation, biological process: peptidyl-lysine trimethylation. NCBI's taxonomy places the organism in Eukaryota, Viridiplantae, Streptophyta, Magnoliopsida, Myrtales, Myrtaceae.